Messenger RNA from Cladophialophora psammophila CBS 110553, 1584 nucleotides. RefSeq lists its product as uncharacterized. The transcript has 7 exons. Bases 1 to 1584 code for a protein of 527 amino acids. Lineage: Eukaryota; Fungi; Ascomycota; Eurotiomycetes; Chaetothyriales; Herpotrichiellaceae. Gene Ontology annotation, molecular function: transmembrane transporter activity. The record is from RefSeq and is a predicted model, not a curated record. Gene Ontology annotation, biological process: transmembrane transport.
AUGGGUGUAGACAAAGAAACCAACGUUGGGACUGCAAGUCCCGUCUCAGAGGAGGCACCAGAAGUGGGCUCCAUUCGAGAGCUCAAGUCGUUACAUAUAGACGGUCUCGAUCCAGUCUUUGAGCAUCAAGCUCGACUCGUGAACCAUGCAGUCCAGUGCAUUGGCAUGGGAAAGUACCAAUGGGCACUCUUCGUCCUCUGCGGAUAUGGCUGGUUGUGCGAUCAACUCUGGCAAACAACCGUUUCAGACGCCCUUGCUCAAGUUGCCGUCGAGUUCACUCCAAAGCACUCGGCGUUUUUGUCCCUUGCUCUGAUAGCCGGACUGGUCGUCGGGGCGACUUUCUGGGGGCUUGGAUGUGACUUGAUUGGCAGACGACUGGCAUUCAAUCUGACCCUUUUUUUGGCUGGGGUAUUCGGCACCGCUGCAGGAGCUGCCAAUAGCUUCGUCAGCUGUGCUGUUCUCGUCUCGUUUUGCGGGUUUGGUGUUGGAGGAAACUUGCCCGUCGAUUCCGCUGUCUUCCUCGAAUUCCUUCCUGGCACACACCAGUACCUGCUUGAGAUCUUGGCCGUCUGGUGGUCCAUCGGUCAAGCUAUCCCAGCAGGAGCUGCCUGGGGCUUCCUUCCUAACUUCUCGUGCAGCGCCGACACCCCAAUCGGACAAUGCCACAAGAAGGACAACAUGGGAUGGAGGUAUCUGAUGUACACCAUGGGUGGCAUCACCUUAGCUGCUUUCUUUGCUCGCUUCGUCUUCUUCCGACUUCGGGAAAGCCCUCGGUAUCUUAUCGGUCAGGGACGAUACCAAGAAGCCAUCGACGUGCUCAACGACAUUGCGAAUUACAACGGCACCACGCAACCACUGACGGUGGAAGAUCUGCUGCAAGUCGAGCGAGACUAUGCAAACGCCGGACACCCUGCAGCAAUCAAGAGACCAACCACCUGGCAACGCACGCUGGCCCAAUUCCGGCCUGGUGGCUUCAAGCACGUUCGAGCCUUAUUUUCCACCAAGAAGGUCGCUUAUAGCACCACGCUGAUCAUUCUCGUAUGGGGAAUGAUAGGCUUAAGUUCACCUUUAUACGCAAACUUCCUCCCAGAAUACCUGGCAUUGCACGGAGCGCAAAGCGGCUCGAAUAGCAUCGGCAUCACAUACCGCAAUAACUUCAUCAUCAUCGCUUGCUCCAUUCCUGGUACUCUGAUGGCAGGGUGGUUUAUCGGACUGCCAUAUGUUGGCAGAAGAGGCACGCUCGGGAUUGCGUUGAUCUUGACAUCCGUCUUCGAGUUCGCCUUCACAGCAGCGAGAACGCAAGCAUCAAUCCUUGCGUUCAACUGCAUAACCAGCUUUGUCUCUUAUAUCAUGUGGGGAGCUCUGUAUUGUUACACCCCGGAAGUCAUCCCCAGCGUGCAUCGAGGAACGGGGUGCGGUUUGGCGGCAGCAUUCAACCGCAUCUGUGGUCUUAUGGCACCGAUCAUAGCGACCUAUGUCGGCUACACAAACACGCCCAUCUUCGUCUCGGCGAGUUUGUACAUUGUUGCUGGGUUGAUAAGCUUUAUCUUCCCGUAUGAGACGAGCGGUAAGGCAAGUCUGUGA